CCCACUUCCACCGUCACCACCACCUCGCAUAGUCCUAGUCCCACCACCACCUCCGGAGGAGCCACUCGCCACCGCCCCGCGUGAGCCCUAGCUCCGAUCUCGCCGGCGCCGGGCCCCAGAUCCCACCUCGCGCCUCUCACGUACCCCCGCAGCCCGCAGACGAGGCGCGCACCGCUCGACGCUCCGCCUUCCGUGCCGUGCGUGUACGAAGGUGGCAGCUUUGGGGGUGUAGCGCUAUUCACCCUUUUUGAUAAGUGCCAUGUAGUUUUCGCCUUCUGAAUUAUAUGCACAGGAUAUGAUGCCAAUACUGUGCUCUUGAUUUGAUGAUGGCAAGGAGAUGAAAGUGUCCAAGGUGUGGCCGCGGAGCAGCAAGGACAUGACAGCCAUGCCACCUCCGCGCCACCGUGGCGCUGCCAAGAAGCCAAUGUGGAUAAUUGUGCUGUUGUCAAUGGUCUGUGUUUCGUUGAUUGGGGCCUAUGUGUAUCCUCCACGGCGCUACUCCGCGUGCUACUUCUUCGCUUCAAGUGUUUGUACUCCAUUUAAGGAUUGGCUCCCAGCGGUAACCCGGCGGGAGAAGACAGACGGAGAGAUCAUUUCAUCUGUGGUUAUGAGGGAUCUACUUUCAAUGCCUAUGCCUGUGUCAAAGAAGCCAAAGAUCGCUUUUAUGUUCUUGACACCAGGUUCAUUGCCCUUUGAGAAAUUGUGGGAGAAAUUUUUACAGGACCACGAGGGACGGUAUUCCAUUUAUAUCCAUGCGUCACGUGAAAAACCUGUGCAUUCUAGUUCUCUGUUUGUGAACCGAGAAAUUCACAGUGAAAGGGUAGUAUGGGGGAGGGUUUCAAUGGUUGAUGCAGAGAAGAGGCUGUUAGCAAAUGCGUUGGAAGAUGUUGAUAAUCAAUUUUUCGUCUUGCUUUCUGACAGCUGUGUUCCACUACAUAGAUUCGAUUAUAUAUAUAAUUAUCUGAUGGGAACAAAUGUUAGCUUCAUUGAUAGCUUCCUGGAUCCUGGUCCUCAUGGAACUGGAAGGUAUUCCAUGGAAAUGCUUCCUGAAAUAGAACAAAGGGACUUCAGGAAGGGUGCCCAGUGGUUUGCUAUAAAAAGAAGGCAUGCUUUACUGAUUCUAGCAGACAGCCUUUACUACAGAAAGUUCAAGCUAUAUUGCAAGCCAGCAGAGGGACGGAACUGUAUUGCUGAUGAACAUUAUCUUCCAACGCUAUUCAAAAUGGUAGAUCCUGGUGGAAUCUCUAAUUGGUCAGUGACACAUGUUGACUGGUCUGAGGGAAAAUGGCAUCCUAGGUCAUAUAGAGCUGCAGAUAUUACCUAUGAACUCUUAAAGAACAUAACGUCUUUCGAUGAGAACUUGCACAUUACGAGUGAUGAUACGAAAGCUGUGACAAUGACUCCAUGUAUAUUGAACGGAACAAAAAGACCAUGCUUCCUUUUUGCAAGAAAAUUUUACCCAGAAGCUCUCAACAACCUAUUAAAGCUAUUUUCCAGUUACACGUCUGCUUGAACUCUACACUAUUCUUUGCCAUUGGCCUAGGAUUCCCUAGGAUUUUUCUGUUUUAUGUAAAUUGUGAAAUUGAUACUUAGCUGCUUAACACAGAUCCGGGGUCAGAAACAUGUUGUUGCUGCCUCAAUAGUGAUGUCCUGUCAUUCAGGUUCCCUAGGUAGGGCUGAGGUGCUAUAUGUUUAGUACUGACACUGCCCUCAUUGUAAUCCGUUGUGCCUUCUGUAUGUUUCUCUUAGUCAUUUUUGUCUUCUUUUUUCCUUAUUAGUUUCCUAGCUCCCAUCUCUCAAGGAACAGGGGUUUUGUCAAAGUUGAGCUGUUAUUAUAUGAUCCGUUCUUUUUUGGACCCAGAUUAUGAAAUGAGCAUCACCUUAUAGUUUAA
Messenger RNA from Brachypodium distachyon (stiff brome), 1892 nucleotides. RefSeq lists its product as uncharacterized. The transcript is spliced from 11 exons. Bases 338 to 1513 code for a protein of 391 amino acids. Lineage: Eukaryota; Viridiplantae; Streptophyta; Magnoliopsida; Poales; Poaceae. The record is from RefSeq and is a predicted model, not a curated record. Gene Ontology annotation, molecular function: glycosyltransferase activity. Gene Ontology annotation, cellular component: membrane.